CCAGGUUGACUCUCUCCUUUAUAUACACCUCCCCUACAAACCUCGAAUUCUCGCAACACCAAGAAGAACAAUUUCGUUCCUGUCCGAUUACAGCUAGUACAAGGAUGAGCUCUUCAUCUUUCGGCAAAGAAUUUGUGUUUCUUUGCAGUGCUGCAUGGCUCAAACUGGCCUGCCUCUGCAGGUCCUUUUGCUUUCUCCUUUCUUGCUAUUUCCGCUUCCUGCUCCUCCGGUUCAACUCCUUUUGCGUCCAAGUUUUUUACUUCGUCUUCCUCUCAUUCCUCGGCUUCUGGGUCCUCAAGGCCCUGCAGCCGCGGACCGAUUCCUUUAGGCCUAGGGACUUGGAUCUGUUAUUCACCUCUGUCUCCGCAACGACCGUCUCGAGCAUGUCGACGGUGGAGAUGGAGGUCUUCUCCAACUCUCAGCUUGUCGUGAUGACCGUCCUGAUGUUCGUCGGAGGAGAGGUCUUCAUUUCCCUCGCUGGGCUUCAUCUUAGGAAAUCUAAGCUCCGGUGGCGCGUCAAUACCGAAGGCAAAGUCGCCUCCAUGAAUAGCGAUCUCUGCCCUUCCAACCCAACAAACGACAUUGUUGACCACAUAGAGUUAGGUGUAGUAGCGAAGAUAGAUUGCCUGAACUCACAAGUAGAGCCUCAAUCGUACAGACGGCAAGACGAGUCCUUAGAUCUUGACUAUCUGAAAUGUUGUUCGGUUAGGUUUUUGUGUUAUGUAGUGUUAGCUUACCUUCUGGUCAUCCACGUUCUUGGUGUCGCCGCGGUUUCGCUCUAUAUGACACUUGUUUCUAGCGCGAGAGAUGUGCUAAAGAAGAAGGGUCUCAAAAUGAUGACUUUUUCUGUCUUCACCAUCGUGUCGACCUUCGCCAGUUGCGGGUUUGUCCCGACCAACGAAAACAUGAUGGUCUUCAGCAAAAACUCCGGCCUCCUCCUGAUCCUCAUCCCUCAGGUCCUUCUCGGGAACACGCUGUUCCCGUCGAGCUUAAGGUUCGCGCUUUGGCUCAUGGGGAGAUUCGGGGAGAAAGAUGAAAUCAGGUACUUGUUGAGCAGGACAAGCGAAGUUGGCUACAAGCACUUGCUUCCGAGCCUCUACUCGUCGCUGCUGGUGGUCAUGGUGUUGGGGUUCAUUGGUGUCCAGUUCAUAAUGUUUUGCUCGAUGCAGUGGCAUUCAGAAUCGUUGAAUGGACUGUGCACGUACGAGAAAAUCGUGGGCGUGCUCUUUCAGUGCGUGAACACCAGACAUACGGGCGAGACGAUCGUCGAUCUGUCCACAGUUGCUCCCGCCAUCUUGGUGUUAUUCGUGGUCAUGAUGUACCUUCCGCCGUACACGUCGUUUCUUCCGGCAAAAGGCCGCGAGGGGCUCCUGGGGAACGGCGAAAGAAGAAAGCCGAAACAGGGUUAUAAGCUGCUGCUGGAGAACCUCAAGUUCUCACAGCUUUCCUACCUGGCCAUCUUCAUCAUCAUGGUUUGCAUCACGGAGAGGGACAAGAUGAAGGAAGAUCCCCUCAAUUUCAACGUGCUAAACAUCGUGGUCGAAGUGAUCAGCGCAUAUGGGAACGUGGGGUUCUCAAUGGGUUACAGCUGCGAACGACAACUAAGGCCCAUUGAAGGCUGUGAUGACAAGUGGUAUGGAUUCUCCGGGAAAUGGAGCGAUCAAGGCAAAAUCAUCCUCAUCGUCGUCAUGAUUUUCGGAAGAUUAAAGAAGUUCAACAUGAAGGGUGGCCGAGCUUGGAUACUUUUGUGAGAGAGACAAGAGACCUAUUACUAAGUUUAGAGACCGAGACAAAAUCAUCUCUUGUCGUCAUGAUUUUGCGUCUCGAACUUUUUUUUUUCCUUUUGGGGAGUUUGGGUCCAUUUCUUCUUUCUUGUUUUGUCUAGUCGAGUGCAGUAGGUAUUGCAACUGUGAAAAUUAACAUGCCAAUGUGUUGGAGCAUCACUAGGUUUAGAUACCAUAAUAUAGAUAUCCCAUGCCAAUAUAUUGGAUGUAACUCUUGUCCAUAAAGGCAAAUUCUCGAGCUAUUUGUCAAUAUCUUUUUGAGUUAUUACACCGUCCACUGUCAGUGGAAUCUGAAUUCA
Molecule: messenger RNA, 2083 nt
Organism: Syzygium oleosum
Lineage: Eukaryota; Viridiplantae; Streptophyta; Magnoliopsida; Myrtales; Myrtaceae
Product: sodium transporter HKT1-like
Exons: 3
Coding region: 105-1751 (548 amino acids)
Biological process (GO): monoatomic cation transport; transmembrane transport
Cellular component (GO): plasma membrane
Molecular function (GO): monoatomic cation transmembrane transporter activity
Source: RefSeq, a predicted model, not a curated record